This is a messenger RNA of Phytophthora sojae, 678 nucleotides long. RefSeq lists its product as hypothetical. NCBI's taxonomy places the organism in Eukaryota, Oomycota, Peronosporomycetes, Peronosporales, Peronosporaceae. The transcript has 4 exons. The coding region runs from base 17 to 529 and encodes 170 amino acids. Gene Ontology annotation, molecular function: ubiquitin conjugating enzyme activity. Gene Ontology annotation, biological process: protein polyubiquitination; ubiquitin-dependent protein catabolic process. The record is from RefSeq and is a predicted model, not a curated record.
GGAUCGGGCGAGAAGCAUGGCGGGCGCGACGGACUACGCGAAGGAGCUUCUGCGGAGGCAGUUUCUAGAAAUGAGCCGCAACCCGCCUGAGGGCGUGUCGGUCGGCCUGGGCGACGACGAGAACAUCUUCAACUGGGAGAUCCUGCUGGUGGGCCCGCCCGACACGCUGUACGAGGGCGGCUUCUUCAAGGCGGUGCUCGAGUUCCCGUCCGACUUCCCCAACAUGCCGCCCAAGAUGACGUUCAAGUCGGAGAUGUGGCACCCCAACGUGUACCCGAACGGAGUGGUGUGCAUCUCGAUCCUGCACCCGCCUGGAGAGGACCAGCUGAACCAGCAGGAGACGGCGGACGAGCGGUGGCGCCCGAUCCUGGGCGUUGAGUCCAUCUUAGUGUCGGUCAUCUCCAUGCUCUCGGACCCGAACGACGACUCGCCCGCCAAUAUCGAUGCUGCAGUGGAGUGGAGAAACGACAAGGAUGGCUUCAAGAAGCACUGCCGUCGUAUUGUGCGGAAGUCGCAGGAGGAUAUCUAGGUCAGUCAGCAGCUUCCGUAUCGUGCUGCGCCGGGAACGCAAGUAGGCGUGUGACUGCACCUCGUGGUUCCUGCACUCUUGCGAUCCUGUGCGCUGCUGCGUCACUCGCAUGCUAUAAAGCCGGCCGUCGUCUCGGGAGUCGUAGCGUC